Molecule: messenger RNA, 1344 nt
Organism: Glarea lozoyensis ATCC 20868
Lineage: Eukaryota; Fungi; Ascomycota; Leotiomycetes; Helotiales; Helotiaceae
Exons: 1
Coding region: 1-1344 (447 amino acids)
Source: RefSeq, a predicted model, not a curated record
AUGCAACACCAAGAUACACGAGCAAAGGAAGGUAUAGAGGUUCUGGAGAUACGAAAAAAACCAGUCUUUCGUCUGUGGACACCACAACUCGCACUCCAGGAUGUAACCGCCGUCCCGGACAUCAUAUGGAGCUACACCAACUUUGAAACACUCCAAAACCUAUCAUAUGAUAACCAACAACUCGACCGGUAUCUCGGUUUACCAAACUCGCCCACCGCUGACAUUGAAGUCGUACUCUACAGACUCCAAAGAGCCCACAAUUACCACGUCUGCAACAGCGCUAGCGAUAGCCGCGAAGGCCUCAUCAGCGACGCUAUAUGGGCCGAACGCUUCGAGCAUCUCCUUCACACAGAAUACCAAAAGAUGAAGGUCUGGGUGGCUGAAAAGCGAAUGCUAGAAGAGGAAAUUCCACUGAGAUUGAAAUAUGAUACUGCCAUCUCCAUUGAGCUGUGUGCUGAAUGGAAAGACUAUUGGUUUUUUCCGGCUGUGCCUUUACCAUCGAGAUGCUCGUGGACAAUUCCCUAUAAUGAUCAUUCGUCUGGGUAUAUUUGGGAGGAUCAGGCGAAGACGGGAUAUACGUGGGAUAAGUGGUGUGUAGAGGCUACAGUGGGUCGACUUAGAUGGACGGUUGAAAGGUUGAAUGAGGGUGCUACUGGUGAGUGCCGCUUUCAUAGAGAUUCGGUAUUGGCUAAGUUUGUCGAUCGUGUGGGUGAGGCGGUUAGGAGGAAGAGGGCCGAACUUGACGAGAAAGAGGCGAGGAAAAAGGCUGCUAAAAAGGAGGACGAAAAGGAGGAAGAUGUGGAUAAAGAGGACUACAGCCAAGAGGAAGAAGAUGAAGAUGAUAUUCUCCCAGAGGCCAUGCCCCGCUGGUACCCACGCACCAGAAGCUCUACCCACGAAGCAGCAGAAACCGCCGAUCUCUGGCACCGUCUAAACACAUUUCUCUCCAUCAUCACUACCGAGCCAGACGCCCAAACCCCCCGGAACUCCGACUCAACCGAAUCAGAGCCUAGCUUGAACGACCUUAACCUAGAAAGUCGACACUCAGAAGACUUCUGCGACGACGACUCACAAAUCGGCCGGACCGCACACGCUGCCCACCCCUACUUACUCCCUCCCUCCGCCUUAUCCCAUGUCCUCGUCAACCACGUAAACUCAAAUGAGGGUUGGUACGCGUAUCUCGAGCCGUAUCAUGAGAAAAUUACCGUGUGGCAUAAGAAUAAUCAGGAUUGGGUAUUUUUAGAGGAGAUGCUUCAGCAAGCGAGGAAGAAGGUUGAGGGGUUGGAAGGGGACGUGCCUUCUUUGGAGGAUAUGCCGAGGGAGUUGGUGGGGAAGUAUCUAUGA